AAACAUUAUAUCUUUGUCUGCAAAAAGGGGGUUGUAAAGCUAGGGUUCAGGAUUUGGCCAAGGCCGAUAAUAUGUUGAGGGCAAAACAUGGGCCAAACUAUCUAAUAUUCGAUCUGCAGUCCGAAAACUUUGGCCAGGACCGGAAUUCACAAUCCUUAGACAAUUCUUCAAUAGUCCAAUGUGGUUGGAAACCAAAUUUGAGUCCUGGUUUGGAAAAAUUGUGCUCCAUUUGCAAACAGUUGGAAAAAUGGUUGUCUUCUGAUGAUAGGAAAAUUGCAGUCAUAUAUUCUGGGGAUGAUAUUUUGCGUCUAGAAUGUGUCCUAAGGGCCUAUAUGCAAUAUAUAUCAAUUUGUGGGUCCAGAUCGCCCUCAAAAGACAACAGGGACCUGGAUUUAUAUGCAAUGCAAAGGUUUUUAGAUGACAGGGUCGGAUUGGAAGUCACUCCUUCAAACCAAAGAUACGUCAACUAUUUUGCCGGUUUGCUAUCAGGACAAAUAAAAAUGAACGCAAAGCCCUUAUUUUUGACCCACAUUUCCAUACCAGGACCUUUAGAACAACAUCCUGGACCGUCAAAAAUAUUUUUCAAAAUCUACGAAGGAUUAAAACACGUCCACACCACAGGAAUUUACCAACCAAACCACCACCAUCAACCCUUACAAAUAAAUACCCACGGUUUACGUCUUCGUGGUGACAUUUUAAUAAGAUGUUACCAUGUAAAUGGUGACUUUUCAACACAAAAUGGUGAUUUUGGUUGUAGAAGUCCAAAUGGUGACUUUGGUAGAAGACAAAGGUCCUUGUUGUUUUCCUUGCAGUUUCAUACUUGUGCUGGAAACAGGACCAUGAGGUUGGGGAAACGGGAUUUGGACGUCGCUUUUAGAGACAAAAGCUUCCCAGAAGAUGCUUCUAUUAUCUUGCAUUUUGUUGAUGACGUCACUGAUGUCCCAAAUGAGGAAUUUAUCAAACAUGACGUCACUUUUGAGCCACAAUGUGACGUCACAGCCUGGGAUUCCAUAGAGGACUUGGCUGGAUCACCUGUUGAUAUUUUAGAUUUAAAUCAACCACAUACAACAGGGCCCUUAGAUGGAUCUUUAUAUGCAACUGUUGCAAAUAAACCGAAACAUCAAAUUUCCUAUCAAGUUACAGAACAAAUUACUACACAAGUUUUGCCUGGAAGACAAAAUGUCCCCAAACAAAGUGUAAUUUCUCCCUUGACUCUUUCUAUGGACAGUGGAAUAUCCACAACAGGUCAUUCCUCAGGACACAGUAGACACCAAACAACAAGUACAAAUUUUUCUACAAAUAAUACUCCUACCCCUAAUAAUAAUUUUAGACUAAAUUCGGCUUGUUCGGAAAAUAGUUCUUCGCAAUUGAGUCAACCUUCACCUGCAGAGGACAAACAUCGUGAACUGGACGAACUCUUAAGGGACAUGAUGUCGAAUGUCAGGGAUAUCCCAGAUUUGAGAACAAGGGCCACUUUGGCAGAACCCACUAAGAACACAAAAUCGAGUGGAAGUGGAACCCACAAUUCUUCUUCGGAGUUCGAUUUGCACAGAGAACACUCGGAGCCGGGCAACUCGAGAGAACGUUACCACCGAUUCGAUUAUUCCGGUUACAACGAAGAACCAUCAACCCCAAGUAACAUCCCUUAUCACGCCCGUGAAGACAGCGAGCCCUUCAGUUACGGCCUGGUGCCAUCAGGAGGAACCAGAUCGUAUUCCCAGCAAUCUUACCAAAGAUCCAGGAGCGAUGCCAACUACAACCAGCCUCUAGAAAGUCCUUCGAGGACUACAAAUUACCAUUACACCAACGGUGGUAGGCCAGGAUCAUCCCUUAGCAAUCGACCAGGAUCAGCAGCCAGCGAUUAUCCUCAGUACCAGGGUACUUUGAGACGCCAAGGAGGUGGAUAUACAAACCAGGAUUUAGGACAAGUCCGUCCAGGGUCUUCGACUGGUAACUAUCAUCAUCAGGAUUUGCAAAGUGAGCACAGUACUUUAACCAGGCAAGGUACAUCAGGGUACCCGAGUGCCCAUAGUACGUUAACCAGGAGCUUUUCCGAUACUGUGACCAGGAAUCCGGUUCCUGAAACUUUAAAAGGCGACCAGGAUUUGCAAAACGCUUCCAUCAUGAUCAGGAUGCGUCCUGGUUUGUCCAGUCCGAGUCUGGUGAGGAAGAUUACUGGAAAUACUGGCGACUAUUCAGCAAGUGACGCCUACGCAAGUUCAUCAGAUUACGAAGGACCAAGUACUCCCAAAAAACAGGAAUUUAAUCUAAAUGGAACUUCCAAAUACGACAGACAGACCUCCGACGAUGUUUUUACAAAUAAUAUGAAAUAUUCAACAAUGAUGUCUAGAAGUAAUACCGAUGGAGCUUUGAGGUCCAGAAGUUACAGUUUGACCCAAAACAAUACGAAUACAUACAAACCCAGUUUUAACAGUCUUACAGAUAGCCCGACUUCUCCGACGCCAACUCCGACAGGUUUGACGUGGCUGCAAAUGCAGCAGCAAAAAUUGCUGCUGCGGAAGCAGGGUAAAGAAUUCAGCAGAACUAAUGGUUACAGCAGCAUUUCUACAAACCAGAGAAACUAUAGCAAUGAUUUUAGUUCAGAAUUUAAUUAUGGGAAGAAUUCUAGGCACUAUAGACCGAGCGCUAGUCACAGGGCUGAUGGAUAUACAAGUGAUACAACAGCUUUUGCAGACGAUGAUGAAGAUUGGUCAAUACCAAUACAUGUGGAAACUACCAGGAGUGUCCAGGAGUCACCAGAUUUACCACACAGAACCUCUUCAAGGAAGUACCAUACAAUGACAACAUCCGGAAACAAGAUGACGACUUCCGGAACAUUUUCCGGAAACGGAACACUUUCACCCGGAAACGGAUAUAAUAAAAUGGUGUCGGAAAAUUACAAAAUGUCGUCUUCGGAUAAUAAAAAUGAGAGGCCUUUUGUUGCAGUCAAGAGACAACAUGAGAUGAAUAAGAAGAUGAAUUUUUCGAGCUCGGGUUCUUUAAACAGAAAAGACGAGCUCGAUUCCUUCACCCUCCAACCAUACACCGAAAAAGAAAAUAUAAGUCCGACAAGAAAAUUUACUGAAACGAAAUGCUUUCGUGGAAAGACACAUAAUAUAAUUUAUAAAUUCACUUCGACAACUGUGCCGAUUACAAAUAAUAACGGUCCACAAAAACGCUGGAAGACUACCAAAAAAGAGGAAUACAUCAUGAAAACCACAACAUCUCCUGGUGCAAUGAGUCGUCCAGAAACACCAGCUUUUCCAGUAGCACCAAGAACACCAUAUUUUGGACACAGUUCCAACCAACUUCAACAAUCCAGGGAACAACAUCAUCAACAGCAAUCUAAAGAAUACCAUCAACAGCAACAUCAAUCUAAGGAAUACCAUCAGUCCAGGGAAUUCCAGCAAUCAGCCAAAAAAGAGUACCAUCAGGAGUACCAAGGAACCAGAAGUGGUCAACACCAGCAUUUCUUUGGGGAAAAUUUUGGAGAAAAAUCAAGGACUGGUGAAGUUCAGGCUGCUUUGCCUCCAAAAAGCCCCAACAUGCAACGACGUUUGAGCAACUCCUCGAAUUGGUCCAGAAGUACAGAGAGCACCCUUAAGGGAUCAGUUAGCCGUGACCACAAUUACCAGUACAGUACCGAAACUUUGUACAAUACCGCCGGAGGAGAUUCGAAUCGAUUCAACAAUUCGACAAUUACGAGACGAAAUGUUCCACUUUCGAAUCUUGAAAAUUCAAUGCAGCAGAACGAAAUUGUCCAAGAGGUUUCCCAGGCAAAUGUUAAAUUUGCGAGAGACAUUUCCAAAUUUUGGUACAAGCCAAAUAUUUCUAGAGAGGAUGCUAUUGCUUUGAUUAGACAUCGACCACCAGGAACUUUCAUCAUUCGAGAUUCAAAUAGUUUUCCAGGAGCUUAUGGACUUGCAAUGAAAGUUGCAGUUGCUCCUAAACAACAAAAUGGAACCACAUCAGGAUCUUUACCUGGUGACGAACUAGUUCGUCACUUUUUGAUCGAACCAACAGCUCGAGGAGUUCGUCUUAAGGGAAUUAAUGACGAACCAGCAUUUGGUAGUUUAUCAGCCCUGGUAUACCAGCAUUCCCUAACACCUUUGGCCCUACCAUGUGCCCUUCUUUUACCAGAUAAAGAAUUAACACUUCCUCAUAAGCAAGACGAUGUUUCUCUUCAGCAGCACCAAAUGCUGUUGGAACAGGGUGCAGCAUGCAACGUUUUAUAUCUAUUCUCUUGCGACACCGAAAGUUUAACAGGUCCUCAAGCUGUUAAAAAAGCUGUUUCUAGCUUAUUUGCUUCGAGACCUCUUCCAGCUGCUACAGCUGUACAUUUUAAGGUUUCUACCCAAGGUAUAACCCUGACAGACCCUUCAAGAAGCCUUUUCUUCAGAAAACACUACAAGGCCGAAACAAUUUCGCAUUGUGGUCUCGACCCGGACGACCAUAUGUGGAGUGUUAAACCCGAAAAUGGAGACACCAAUGCACAACCAAUAAGCAUCAAUCGAAUAUUUGCCUUCGUUGCCCGAAAAUGUGGCCCCUCCGUUGGAAACCAAUGCCAUGUUUUUUGUGAAUUGGAACCGCAUCAACCGGCUACUGCUAUAGUGCAGUUUGUUCAUAAAAUUUUGCAAACUGUUCAACAACAUCAACAAAAUAGUUUGCAACAACAAAAUGUUUUGUGAAUGUAAAGGUAAAGGUAAAAAAUUCACAAAAGUUUAAAAAAUUACAAAAGUUUUGUAAAUGUUUGAAAUUUUGGU
Molecule: messenger RNA, 4763 nt
Organism: Ctenocephalides felis (cat flea)
Lineage: Eukaryota; Metazoa; Arthropoda; Insecta; Siphonaptera; Pulicidae
Exons: 28
Coding region: 72-4688 (1538 amino acids)
Molecular function (GO): protein binding
Source: RefSeq, a predicted model, not a curated record